CUCGGCCCUGUCUCCGUCUCCGUUGAAUCUCUCUCUCCACCCCCCAUUACCUCGUCGGAUUAGCUGCCUUGCAUCCUCACUCUUCACUGUCCCCGCAAUCGUGUCUCUGCUUCCUCCCUCUCCGUCGCCAUGGAGACUCUCCAGCAGCUCACAUGCUCUACGCGUGCUUGUGGUGUUUUCGCGUCUGGGAAUGGAGUGCAGCGUCAAUGCGAGGAGCGGUCUGCGGUUCUCCUGGGUGGUGCUAGAAAGGGGAUGCGAUGCAGCAGCGGUAGCUUUCAGACGGGGUCGCUUUCUCUGAAGCGUGCUGUUGAGAAAUGUGUUCUGGUUGGGGAGAAGAAGGGUAAUUCGAGAGCGCGCAAUGGUGCUCUGUCCGCUACCUGUGAAGGGGAGAAGAUUUUGGUUGCGAACAGGGGCGAGAUUGCCGUGCGCAUCAUUCGCACUGCGCAUGAGAUGGGCAUUCCUUGCGUGGCCGUGCAUUCCACGAUUGAUAGGCAAGCCUUGCACGUACAGCUGGCUGAUUCAGCCGUAUGCAUUGGCGAAGCUCCUAGCAGUCAAUCGUACCUCAAUAUUCCGAACAUAAUAACGGCUGCAAUCAGCCACAGGUGCACGAUGUUGCACCCUGGCUACGGUUUCUUGGCGGAGAACGCGACCUUUGUGGAUAUGUGCAAGGACCACGGUCUCAACUUCAUUGGGCCGAAUUCGGACAGCAUCCGCGUCAUGGGAGACAAGGCAACAGCGCGAGAGACUAUGAAGAAGGCUGGAGUCCCUACUGUGCCAGGCAGCGAAGGUCUUGUCCAGAGCACCGAGGAAGCAGUGAGACUAGCCCACGAGAUUGGUUUUCCAGUUAUGAUCAAAGCCACGGCUGGAGGUGGCGGUCGUGGAAUGAGACUGGCAAAUGAGCCUGGAGAGUUUGUGAAACUUUUACAGCAAGCUAGGAGUGAGGCAGGCGCUGCUUUUGGUAAUGAUGGUGUUUAUCUUGAGAGAUACAUCCAGAAUCCCAGGCAUAUUGAAUUUCAGGUCUUGGCUGAUAAAUAUGGAAAUGUCGUGCAUUUUGGCGAGCGUGAUUGCAGUAUUCAGAGAAGAAACCAGAAGCUUUUGGAAGAAGCCCCUUCCCCCGCUCUAACUCCGGAGUUGCGAAAGGCAAUGGGUGAUGCUGCUGUGGCUGCUGCUGCCUCUAUUGGAUACAUUGGAGUUGGUACAGUGGAGUUUUUACUUGACGAGGGUGGCAACUUCUACUUCAUGGAGAUGAACACACGUAUUCAAGUGGAACACCCUGUGACAGAAAUGAUUUAUUCCGUCGAUCUGAUUGAGGAGCAGAUUCGUGCAGCAUUGGGAGAAAAGCUAAGGUUUACUCAGGACGAAAUUGUACUAAGGGGACAUUCAAUUGAGUGCCGCAUCAACGCAGAGGAUGCCUUCCAAGGCUUCCGUCCUGGACCAGGCCGUAUUACAGGCUAUUUGCCUCCCGGUGGCCCAUUCGUGAGGAUGGACAGUCACAUCUACACAGACUACGUAGUGCCUCCCAGUUAUGACUCUUUGCUGGGAAAGCUGAUUGUAUGGGCCCCAACAAGAGAGAGGGCUAUUGAAAGGAUGAAGCGAGCUCUGAAUGACACCAUUAUUACAGGCAUACCGACAACUCUUGAUUACCACAAACUCAUUCUAGACAUCCAGGACUUCAAGGAUGGCAAAGUAGACACAGCUUUUAUCCCCAAGCAUGAAGAAGAGCUCCAAGCUCCACCAACGUUCCCACAGUCUUCAACACCAGUCAAGGAAACUGUGAAAGCUGCUGCGUAAGCAACUUUCAUGGUGCUUAUGCAAAAUACCAGUUUGUAGCAACUUGGUGGACUGAAUUGUCUUGGAAGUGUUAAAUCAGAAAAUUAGAGUUAUGAGGUUUGGUAUUGGAUCAGUCUUGUUACAUUAGAUAAUUUUGAAACUCAGCCCAUCAAUUUGAAACUGCAAUUAGUACCAGUAAGCAUUAUUAACGCGUAUUUUGCAACAUAUCCUUAGUUCACAGUGGUUUUCGCACUCCCAGCUGAGAUUUUAUGGCAUGAACUCUUUUCUAUCGUGGUUUAGACAGAUUGCUAGUACAUAUUAGUGGGUACGUCUAACAUUGAAUGGAGAUUUUGACCAAAUCGACGUAGUAUUUAUGUGCUAAGGAAUUUUAAUCAAAGUUGUUCCAAAGCCUUGCUCAUC
Molecule: messenger RNA, 2190 nt
Organism: Physcomitrium patens
Lineage: Eukaryota; Viridiplantae; Streptophyta; Bryopsida; Funariales; Funariaceae
Product: biotin carboxylase 1, chloroplastic
Molecular function (GO): ATP binding; metal ion binding; ligase activity
Source: RefSeq, a predicted model, not a curated record